Talaromyces amestolkiae is the source of this 588-nucleotide messenger RNA. RefSeq lists its product as uncharacterized. Lineage: Eukaryota; Fungi; Ascomycota; Eurotiomycetes; Eurotiales; Trichocomaceae. Gene Ontology annotation, molecular function: acyltransferase activity, transferring groups other than amino-acyl groups. The coding region runs from base 1 to 588 and encodes 195 amino acids. The record is from RefSeq and is a predicted model, not a curated record. The transcript has 2 exons.
AUGACAACACUCAAACUCUACCCUGUCGUAGUCGAAGACUGCUCUGCACUCGCCGACAUCUGGUUGGCAGCCUUUUCCGACCCCGCAUCCCGCGUGCUGUUCCCUAAUACGCUUGGUGUGCGUCAGUGGCUCGAAUCCGCUAUUUCAUAUGAUUUACUUCAACGGCCGUUCCAGCACUAUGUUAAAAUCGUAGACUCGGACGCAACUACGAACAAAGGCCAAAGACUAGCCGCGUAUGCAAAAUGGGAUCUCUCCACGGCCGAAGAGCGGGGAGCCCGAUAUCCGGCGUGGCAUGCUGACAUGCCUGCUGAACAAUGCGAAGCGUUCGUGAUGCGUGGGGAGAGUAACAGGAAACGCAUUAUGGGAGACCAGAAACAUAUUUUCCUUGAUAUUGUUCUUACGCAUCCAGAUUACCAACGGCGGGGAGCUGCAUCGAUGCUUCUUAAAUGGGGAUGUGAGUUGGCUGAUUCGCAGGGCCUUCCGAUAUUUGUCAGUGCCAGUCAGGAGGGGGCACCGUUGUAUGCCAAGUUUGGGUUUGUGGAUCGUGGUGCUGGAGGCACGACUUUGAUGGUUCGUCAGAACGAAUAG